Messenger RNA from Mollisia scopiformis, 2359 nucleotides. RefSeq names its product putative endoplasmic reticulum mannosyl-oligosaccharide 1,2-alpha-mannosidase. The record is from RefSeq and is a predicted model, not a curated record. Gene Ontology annotation, cellular component: Golgi membrane; endoplasmic reticulum. Gene Ontology annotation, molecular function: mannosyl-oligosaccharide 1,2-alpha-mannosidase activity; calcium ion binding. The coding region runs from base 329 to 2107 and encodes 592 amino acids. Gene Ontology annotation, biological process: N-glycan processing; carbohydrate metabolic process. Lineage: Eukaryota; Fungi; Ascomycota; Leotiomycetes; Helotiales; Mollisiaceae. The transcript is spliced from 6 exons.
CAACUACAUAUAAACAAGUAUCAUCCCAAGAGAUGUUCCUUCCUCCGACAAUACUACAUCUUUUCAACGACUUACUCCUUCCCAAUCGCGAUCAUGGAUAAAGUCAAUAGAACUAUGGGCACCGAGCUCGGACAGCAAAUCAGCCGCGAGAUUCAUCCAUCGCAGGCACAAACUGAGACGAGGGACGUUACACGGCAAAUUCACUAACGGGGACGUGACUUUUGCUUGGCAACGACUAUCUGGCUCUAUCGUUAUUGCGGAUCUCGUUACAGCAAGAUUUAUUUAAAAGCUUGCUGGAAGCUGUAGCAAGUUCGAAAUCUCGCCUUUCAUGACGUCCCCUUUCCCGCGGGCGACAACUCGCAGAUUGACGAGAGGUCUGGUUUUGACCGUUAUCGUGCUCGUGGUCGUUUUCUUUGUGAGGGAAAGUGGGCUGGGGGAGCCGAAGUUCGAGUUUAAUUAUGUACCGAUUCCUAUAAGACCAGAACGGUACCCGCUGCAGGAGAAGACGAUUCGACUUCCUCAGCAGUCGCCGCGGAAGAUACCGAAGAUUCAGCGUGCGCCGGUGGUGGAGUCGGUGGGUGAUAAGAAGUUGAGAGAGGGGAGGUUGCAGGAGGUUAAGGAUGAGUUCUUGCAUGCGUGGAGGGGGUAUAAGCAAGAUGCUUGGGGGCAUGAUGAGUUGAUGCCCAUUGCAGGCGGGUACAAGUCUCCGUUCUGUGGGUGGGCUGCUACGAUGGUGGAUGCGUUGGAUACGUUAUGGAUUAUGGGCUUGAAAGACGAAUUUGAGCUGUCCUUGGUGGAGUUGAGGAAUAUUGAUUUUACAAAUACCCAGGGGUGCCAGGUCAAUUUGUUCGAGACGACGAUUCGACAUUUGGGAGGCCUGCUUUCGGCGUUUGAUAUUAGUGGGGGCAAGUACACGAUUUUGGUGCAGAAGGCGGUUGAGCUUGCGGAGAUUCUGUUUACGGCCUUUGAUACCCCGAAUCGGAUGCCUACGCCGCAUUAUGAAUGGUCUGCAACGAAUGAGUAUGCCAACACUCAUUUGCCUAGUGGUUCUAUUGUCCUUGCUGUCCUAGGCUCCUUGUCUCUGGAGUUCACUCGUCUCUCGCAAAUUACAGGAAACGAUAAGUACUAUGAUGCUAUCCAGCGUGUAAUGGACGAGCUUGAGAAAUGGCAGGAUAAGACAGCCUUGCCUGGAAUGUGGCCUUCUAUGGUAGAUGCGACUAAAUUCAACGAGAGUUGUUUACUCGGGACACCAUGGGCGGGAAUGGACGAGCAAUUUACACUUGGAGCACUGGCCGAUUCCACAUAUGAGUACCUACCGAAGCAAUUCAUGCUGCUCGGGGGGACCAUGAGAUCCUACCGAACGAUGUACGAGAAGUUCGUGGAAGUGGCUAAGAAGUACUUGUUCUUCCGACCAAUGACCGUCACAGAGGAGGAUAUUCUUAUCUCGGGGGCAGUCUCGGUUCAAGGAGAUAAUCUACCGAGACGCACAGCUGAGCUUCAGCAUUUGACUUGCUUCUCUGGUGGUAUGCUUGCUAUUGCAGGCAAGGUCUUCAAUCGACCAGCGGACGUGGAUGAUGGUGCUAAGUUGGCAGAUGGUUGUGUUUGGGCUUACAAGAAUACCGUGACUGGAAUCAUGCCCGAAACUCUCACGGCGGUGGCUUGCGAGAACAAGACAAGCUGCAAAUGGGAUACCAAGAAGUGGUAUAAUGCGAUUGACAGAUAUGCUGAAGAGGAGAUCAUUCGUGAGCGGAUCAUGACCAACAAGCUUUCUCCAGGAUUUGCUUCCGUACAAGAUGCUCGGUAUCUUCUGAGACCCGAAGCAAUCGAAUCAGUCUUCAUCCUCUACCGUAUCACAGGCGAUACCUACUGGGCCGACAGCGGAUGGACAAUGUUUAAAUCCAUCAUGGCACACACCAAAACGAAAUUAGCACAUUCUGCCAUCCAAGAUGUGCUGAGUGCGGCUCCACCACAAGUGAAUGAGAUGGAGAGCUUCUGGCUGGCGGAAACGUUGAAGUAUUUCUAUUUGCUUUAUAGCACGUUUGAUGUGGUGAGCUUGGAUGAAUACGUAUUAAAUACGGAAGCUCAUCCAUUGAGGAGGCCGAGGUAGGGUGCUUAGGGAUUGGCUGCAUUGAUGGCGUUUGGGGUGUAUGGAUGGGGAUGGGGCAUGAUUUGCAUGGCAUUAGGUAGCAUUUGGGAAUGCGAUAUUAUUGAGAAUCUAAGAUUUAGAAUUCGUUCCGAACGUCAGAUGUUGAAAAACGUUUAUCUCCUAUCCUAGAAGAGGAGGUGGGCGAGAAAAUUGGCAGGAUUGCAGUCUGAGAGAGUGUGUCUGUAUACAACAAAAGAGGUAGUAGGUAGGUUC